CGACGUCGUUUCCUUUUAGAAGUCAUAACUCACAAGCCACCACUCCGCCUCCGCCCAAAACGCCCAAAAUCAUGCAAAGUGCUCGCAAAACGACGCCGUUCCGGUCGAUUUUCGACGCCGGAGCUCUGAAAUCAGAGCUGGAAAACUCCGGGAUCAAGCCCAGCUUCAUGCCCUACAUAUGGAAGCAGGUGAUCCAAAACCCCUCCGCCCAACUCGACCAAAUCCCCUCCUUGCCCUCCGCCGCAUACCCCCUUCUGAACUCCAAAUUCAAAACCCUAACCUCCUCCGUCCACUCCGCCACCGACUCCUCCGACCACCUCACCACCAAGCUCCUCAUCAAGCUCCAGAACGGCGCUCUGGUGGAGGCCGUGAUCAUGAGGUACGAUAGCAGCUUGGGGAAGCACAAUGGCAAGUCCCACCACGGCGGCGCAAGGUCCACAUUGUGCGUGUCGUCUCAGGUUGGUUGUAAAAUGGGUUGCACGUUCUGUGCCACUGGGAGCAUGGGGUUUAAGAGCAAUUUGACCUCUGGGGAGAUUGUGGAGCAGUUGGUUCAUGCUUCUCGCAUUUCGCCUAUACGCAAUGUUGUUUUCAUGGGAAUGGGGGAACCGUUGAAUAACUAUAAUGCCUUAGUUGAAGCGAUUCGUGUCAUGACUGGAUUACCAUUUCAGCUGUCGCCAAAGAGAAUCACAGUGUCAACGGUUGGUAUUAUUCAUGCUAUCAACAAAUUCCAUAAUGAUCUCCCUGGACUGAAUUUAGCAGUUUCACUGCAUGCACCUGUCCAAGAAAUUCGUUGUCAGAUAAUGCCUGCAGCUCGGGCCUUUCCCUUAGUAAAACUUAUGGAUUCACUGCAACAAUAUCAAAAGAACAGUCAGCAGAAAAUUUUCAUUGAAUACAUAAUGCUUGACGGAGUGAACGAUGAAGAAGAACAUGCGCACCAGCUUGGGAAAUUGCUAGAUACAUUUCAAGUGGUAAUUAAUUUAAUACCUUUUAACCCAAUUGGUAGUCUGAGCAAAUUCAAAACCACUGCCGAAGAAAAAGUAUCUGUUUUUCAGAAGAUUCUAAGAGGUACGUAUGGCAUCCGAACAACCGUUCGCAAGGAAAUGGGUCAGGACAUAAGUGGAGCGUGUGGUCAGUUGGUGGUGAACCUACCCAAUAAGAGGUCAAGUGACAACGCAGUUCCUCUAACUGAUAUAGAAGAUCUUCAGGUCAGAUAGAUCUCUAAGGGAUAAUGCCGGUCAAAGUAAUUAGCACUGCUCUGCAGACCAUGAUCACUCCAACCUGUAACUUGGGAACUUUGUAAUUUAUUCUAUCAUUUUUGUUGGCCGCAGAAGUAACAUCUCUGUUGUAAUAUUAGUGGUUUGAAAUCUUCAUUGGGUUUUCCAUUUUCCCCUUCAAGCUCAGAGAACUCUGGAUCUUUAAUUUGUAGUAACAAAACUAAUUUUGAUUUUGCAAAUUUCUAGAAAUUCACUCACACUGAACCUCAUAAAUUCUAGAAAAAAUGUUUUUCAA
Molecule: messenger RNA, 1509 nt
Organism: Rosa rugosa (rugosa rose)
Lineage: Eukaryota; Viridiplantae; Streptophyta; Magnoliopsida; Rosales; Rosaceae
Exons: 7
Coding region: 72-1214 (380 amino acids)
Biological process (GO): tRNA methylation; rRNA base methylation
Molecular function (GO): RNA methyltransferase activity; iron-sulfur cluster binding
Source: RefSeq, a predicted model, not a curated record